GCAAGUCAUAGCUCUUCUCCACUUCUCUUUUCUUUUGACCGCCACAUUCGCCGUCCUCUUACGCGCGCAACCAUCUUGUUCGCCGUCUGUUCUCUCCAACGAUGGCAGACCAAAGCCCAAAAAAGCCUUCACCACCUGGUGGGCCAGCCGCUCCAAUUGGCCCUGUUCCGUCAAUUGACAGGUUUCGCGAAUUCUUCCAGCAACCCUUCGUAGCCUCCUUUGUCGCUGGUGGUGUCGCCGGUGCCGUCUCGCGUACCGUCGUCUCGCCCCUCGAACGUCUGAAGAUUCUCUUCCAAGUCCAAAGCGUCGGCCGGAAUGAAUACCAGAUGUCUGUACCCAAGGCUCUGGCCAAGAUGUGGAGGGAUGAAGGAUGGAGGGGUUUCAUGGCUGGUAACGGAACCAACUGCAUUCGCAUUGUUCCUUAUUCCGCUGUCCAGUUCGGCGCAUACAAUAUCUACAAGGGCUUCUUCGAGAGCGAACCCGGCGCACCCUUGGGCGCAUAUCAACGUCUUUUCUGCGGUGGUCUAGCCGGUAUCACUUCUGUGACCUGCACAUACCCUCUGGACAUUGUGCGUACACGCCUUUCGAUCCAAUCCGCCUCUUUCGAGAGCCUCAAGCGCGACCCCGGACAAAAGCUCCCAGGCAUGUGGGGAAUCAUGAAGGGCAUGUACAAGAAUGAAGGUGGCUUCUUAGCCCUCUAUCGCGGCAUCAUCCCUACCGUUGCGGGAGUCGCACCAUAUGUUGGCCUCAACUUCAUGGUCUACGAGAUGGCCCGCACACAGUUUACGGCAGAAGGAGAGAAAGAUCCUAGCGCCAUUGGCAAGCUUGCUGCGGGCGCUGUGUCUGGCGCUGUUGCACAAACUUGCACGUACCCCUUCGAUGUCCUCCGCCGUCGCUUCCAGGUCAAUACCAUGACCGGCAUGGGAUACAAGUAUGCUGGAGUGACUGACGCAAUCAUCAACAUCAUCAAGACUGAAGGCGUCCGGGGUUUGUACAAGGGCAUCGUUCCGAAUCUACUCAAAGUUGCUCCCAGUAUGGCAUCUAGCUGGCUGAGUUUCGAAAUGACCCGCGAUUUCGUUAUGGGGAAGCAUCGAUCUGAGUUCCUAUGAAGCGCCUACCCCCGACACGCAAGUGACACUGAUUCUGAUCAGAUCGCAUCUGAUUACAAGGAUAGGGGUUAUCAUUCUACGUAUUCCUCUUCCGGUUGAGACUCAAUUCCGGAACCUCCUGAUACACUGUACAUCAUUACCAAGGGAAAAAUCUUUCUUUCGUUACAAAUCACCAUCUUGCAUCAAAGGUUGGGGCUCGCACAUGGGGUUACUUGGGAAUUUCCCAAGAAAAAGGGUUUUUGGAUAAGAGGAAACGAACCGAAUUCUUUCCCUGGGACAUUUUCCAAAUUCUUUACCUUCCCCCCACCUCCCCCUUUUCCAUUUUGUAUCUUAUUCAAAGUCUCGCGGUCAUUUCUUCGACGAGACUCUUCAACACCAAGCGACGGCGUUUUAUCGGAAGCAUUUCCUCCUUCAUACGUAGCUGGAUCGAGAGGGUGGAAGCAUAGCAGAGCAGAGCAGGCAGUCAAGCAUGUAUGCACGAGGAAGAUUAGGUUCAGUGGGGAAACCCCCAUGGCGAAGGACCACUAGGGGGAGGGAAACAUCAAAAAAUCUAGAUACCAAAAUUCUAUACCACAUCAUGCAUGCAUCAGAUAUCAUGAUCCCCUUCCUCGCUAUGUCCUACCCUUCACGUCUACAGUACUAAAACAUACAGAAAUUCCAAACCGCAACUAAAGUUGGGCUGCAAAAAAAAGGAAACGGAGCAUAAAACAGCAUCUCUAUCCCGUUCCGUGUCCCUGAUAUUUCUCCCGUCCACCCCACUUCCCAUCUCUUAGCUCCGUGGGUCCACUCACUGAAGAAUAGCACGCAAAAAGAAAAGAAAGGGAAAAGGAAAAAAACCUCCCCCCCACCUCUCAGCUAGUCAUCUCGAUUCUCCACCACACUACCCCCACACUAACCCACACUUUCCUUAACACAGCAAAAAACAAGGGCACGCUCGUCCCGGUUCCACCCGUCGGUGGGUGCCUCGUUUUUUUUUCUGGUAUGAAUAGCGCGUGCCAAGCGGUGUGGCUUUUUUUUUUUGUCCUUUU
Periconia digitata is the source of this 2137-nucleotide messenger RNA. The record is from the annotation of a GenBank genome assembly. Lineage: Eukaryota; Fungi; Ascomycota; Dothideomycetes; Pleosporales; Periconiaceae.